AUGCGACAGCCACUGAGAACCGUGUCAGAUCCGCCCACGAGUACACCCUCGCCCAUCUCCAAUGAAACCAAGGCACAAUUAGUGUUUCUCAUUCACACUAGUUGGACGGCAGGACCUUCUGAUUCAGAGCAACAUAUCUCACCGGAGAACUCAAACGUGUCAAAUCGUCAGAAAACAAGAGAACCGUCAGGUCAAAUGGCUAGUAAUCAAGAUAAUGAAAAUGCUCUUGAAAAUACUCAAGAAAAUACUUCAGAAAAAGAUAUUACACGAGGUAUUACUAUUAUGAGGGGAAUCAUACGUGAUAGAGAUAGAGGAGUAACAUAUAAUGUAGAAUGGAAUGAUAAUGACCAAUUAAUUGGGUCUAAUGCUGCAAAGUUGACAAGCUACAUUGGUACGCUUGUUCGUAUACACAUUCCGAUCAUCACUCCUAGAUGGAAAAGAGGAGAGUUGGAUGAGGCUAAGGAGAAAGUUUGGACUGAGAUAAAGAGGUCUUUUAACAUUGAAGAUACCCGCCAAAGAAGAGAUGAGAAUUUCAAGAAAGUGAGUGCUAUAAAUCGCGAGAGAGCGUCAAAACCCGCAUAUCCAUACAAAAAAGGGCGUUUGGGAUAUGCUCACUUAGAGGAAAAAAUUUUAGAAGAGACGAAAAGUGACACAACAUCACUAUCGGCACAUUUAUUGUGGAAGGAAGUCCGUGUGGGCAAGGAUCAAGUUGUUAAUCCCGAUAUUCAACAUGUGUAUGAUGAAUGUGAGACCUUGUCCCAAUCGGUAUCCCCAGGUGAGGAUCCUCACGAUACCAGGAGCGUACUUAGUCGAGCACUAAAUAUUGCUGAGUAUCCGGGUCGGAAGGAUAAAGAGAGAUAUAUGGCGGAAAAGAGCAGUUCACACUUGAAAGAAACUAGUGACAAAGCUAGUAUCAACUUUCAGCAUAAAUUUCCCGAGGGCAUUUCAUCUUGCCAGCUAUACCUAUCGUCACCGACUUAUCGACUAGUUGGCAAGGGAAAAGUCCAUAACAGUUCGGGAGAUUUACUUCAUAAUAGACCGCUUCCGGAUGGUCACAUGAAAGUAUCGGUUGACAUUGCUUUAGAUAUGGGUGCAUUGCUGCCGGUACCUGAUAUUGUUGCUGAGACCACAUUGCUGCGAGAUGCAAUUGGAUCUUUUGUUGCAUGGCCAUCCGACCUCAUUUUCAUAGAUGAUCAGACUCCUACAACACCCGCAUCUAAGGGUAAAGGGAUUUUGUGGCACGACGAGUCUGACGUAUCACCAAAAGAGGUACCUUUUCAAGGGUCACAACAAAUUUUCCGUCAUAAAGAAUUGGGCGUCAGUAUUAUGCACGCAUACAUCCGGCUGUUAUAUGACAAAUUGAUGCGCGGGAAUCAAUUGUCAAACAGAUUCCCUUUUGUGUCUUCCUCCCGUGUCAGCGGAGCGACAAUUGGUAGGGAACCGAAUUCAGUAAGAGAGCACUUAGUCGAAAGAUUCAUGGCAACUGGCAGUACAGAAAGCUUAUAUCUUUGGGUGUAUAAUACUGUUCCUACAGGACGUCACUGGUUGUUGGUUGCUAUCGAUCCUAUAAAAGAAGUGGUCUAUUAUCUGAAUUCGGUUGACGGUGAUUGGACAAAUUAUCCGGAUAUGAAGUUAAUGAUUGAUACAGCGAUACAAGUAUUCCGGUGUCAAAGAGAGGCUCGGGUACGACGGUCUAAAUCAAACAACAUUAAUUGGAUUAAAGUGCAGUGUCCUCAACAGCAAAACGGUAUAGAUUGCGGAUACUUCGUUAUGCGGUUUAUCAAAGAAAUCAUUCAACUGAAUCAAAUAGAGAUUCCAGUCACGGUAUGA
Molecule: messenger RNA, 1830 nt
Organism: Vicia faba (fava bean)
Lineage: Eukaryota; Viridiplantae; Streptophyta; Magnoliopsida; Fabales; Fabaceae
Source: the annotation of a GenBank genome assembly